CCUCUUACAGUUAGUGUCCGUGAUUGCAGUGUGCGGAAUGUAACGACUGGAUUAUUCGGUACUCGGAAGUUGGGAGUUGACUACUAUUUGUCAUGCGCAUUGACUCUAUUCCAAAUUUAGAAGUAAAUCCGCCAUUAUCAAUAUAAAGGGGCCAAACGUCAUAACAAACUGUUGUUCACAGUUAUAUCUUUGAGGGAAAUAACUUUUUGAUAGCAACAGAAAAUGAGGGAAUAUAAACUGGUUGUGCUUGGUAGUGGUGGUGUAGGUAAAAGUGCUCUGACAGUACAGUUUGUCCAGAACAUUUUCGUUGAGAAAUAUGACCCCACAAUAGAAGACAGUUACAGGAAGCAAGUAGAAGUAGAUGGCCAACAAUGUAUGUUAGAAAUUUUAGACACAGCAGGAACAGAACAAUUCACAGCAAUGAGAGAUCUAUAUAUGAAAAAUGGACAAGGCUUUUUAUUAGUAUACUCUAUAACAGCACAGUCAACAUUUAAUGAUCUUCAAGAUUUAAGAGAACAGAUUCUCAGAGUUAAAGACACAGAUGAUGUACCAAUGAUUCUAGUAGGAAACAAAUGUGACUUAGAAGAUGAAAGGAUAGUCAGCAAAGAACAAGGAAUGAAUUUGGCUAGACAUUUUAACAAUUGUGAAUUUUUAGAAACAUCAGCAAAAGCAAAAAUAAAUGUUAAUGAAAUAUUUUGCAACCUUGUGAGACAAAUCAACAGAAAGAAUCCAGAAAAAAGACCAGGUGGAAAAUCAGGAAGCAAAUCUAAAUGUACUUUAUUAUAAUGGUUUACCACUUUAUAUGUGUAACAUUAAAGGGCAGAAAUAGAAGAAGAAUAGUUAUUGGAUAGACAGAACUAGUCCAGAAGAUUAAAGAAAAUGUGUCUUGCUGGUUUAAUCUUUUUAUCUAUAUAUAUUAAUUUUAAAAUACUUGGUUCUCUAUUUUAAAAUUUUUGUGUGAAGAUCUGACAAAAGUAGUUAUAACAAAUUCAUAAGCUGCAUUGGUGAAAACUAGUAACAAUAAUUUGCAGUUUCAUUAGUGUUAUAUUUAUUAGGCCGAUUAUAUUCAAAUGUACUUCAUCUUCACAAUGCUAGCUAAUUU
Molecule: messenger RNA, 1102 nt
Organism: Mytilus trossulus (common blue mussel)
Lineage: Eukaryota; Metazoa; Mollusca; Bivalvia; Mytilida; Mytilidae
Product: ras-related protein Rap-1b
Exons: 8
Coding region: 223-786 (187 amino acids)
Biological process (GO): Rap protein signal transduction; negative regulation of synaptic vesicle exocytosis; cellular response to cAMP
Cellular component (GO): plasma membrane
Molecular function (GO): GTP binding; GTPase activity; GDP binding
Source: RefSeq, a predicted model, not a curated record